AUGACAGAACAUGGAAAAGUCAUAGCUGCUUAUUUUGCUGCUUGGUCAAUAUAUGCACGAAAAUUUUUUGUACAAGACAUAGACUAUGAUAAACUUACUCAUAUACUGUAUGCAUUUGCAAAUAUUAAAAACGAUGGUGAAGUAUUUUUGGGUGAUCCAUGGUCUGACACUGAUAUUCAUUUUGAUGGUGAUUCAUGGAAUGACAAUGUAAAGAAUUUGUAUGGAAAUUUCAAACAAUUGUACCUGUUGAAAAAGAAGAAUAGACAUCUUAAAGUUAGUUUGUCAAUUGGUGGCUGGACUUGGUCCACUAAUUUUUCAGCCGUUGCUUCUUCACAUAAUUCUAGAGAAAAAUUCGUUGAUUCUGCAAUCAAAUUAAUGAAUGAUUUGGGUUUAGAUGGAUUAGAUAUUGAUUGGGAAUAUCCGAAAAAUGAGGAAGAUGCCAAUAACUAUGUAAUAUUACUUAAGGAUCUCAGGGAAGCAUUAGACCAAUAUGCUGAAUCAAAACAUGAAAUUCAUCAUUAUCUCUUGACAACUGCUGUACCAUGUGGAGAAGACAAUUAUAAAAUAAUGAAAUUGAGGGAAAUGGAAAAAUACAUUGACAUAUUUUAUCUUAUGGCAUAUGAUUUCCAAGGAUCGUGGUCAAGUGUUGCGGGUCAUCAAUCAAAUCUAUACGGUGAGGAACUCUCCACUGACAAAGCAGUGAUGUAUUACUUGCAUCAAGGAAUUCCUGGUCACAAAAUUGUCAUUGGUAUGCCUAUGUAUGGUCGUGCAUUUCAAAAUACAAAUGGGUUAGGUUCAUCAUUUAAUGGAAUUGGUGAAGGAACAUGGGAGGCAGGUGUCUAUGACUAUAAAAAACUUCCUAAAGAAGGUGCAAUUGAACACUUUGAUGAUAGGUCUAUAGCAAGUUAUAGUUAUUCACCAAGUCACCAUGAAUUGAUCACCUAUGACACACCAAAAGUUAUCACACACAAAACUAAAUAUAUUAAAGAUAAAUGUCUACGUGGUGUAAUGUUCUGGGAAUUAAGUUCUGAUCAUCCAACUAGUAAUGAUCGUUCUUUAUUAUUAGCAUCUUUUAAUGGAUUGGGUGGUAAAUGUGAAUUGGAUAAAUGUCCGAAUCAUUUAUCUUAUCCUACAAGCAUUUAUGAAAAUGGUGACACUUCUUCUGAUUCCGAUACCAAUCCUGAUACUAAUACUGAACCCGAACCUAAAUCUCAGCCUAAGAAUAACGAUCUUUCGAAGGAAGUGCACAGAGAGCAUUAUAAUCCUUUUGAUACCCAACUCGCGGAAAUAGAUUCGAUGUUAGCAGAAAUGUGA
Molecule: messenger RNA, 1314 nt
Organism: Entrophospora sp. SA101
Lineage: Eukaryota; Fungi; Glomeromycota; Glomeromycetes; Entrophosporales; Entrophosporaceae
Source: the annotation of a GenBank genome assembly